UACAUCAAGAAGUUUUACAAUGAAACUUGGCAAAGAAGAUACGGCUUCUCAGUGGAUGAAAGCACACUGACUCUCCUCUGGUCUAUAACUGUCUCUAUUUUUGCCAUUGGUGGCCUUGUGGGUGCCAUUAUUGUUACACCAAUUGUGAAGUUCUUUGGACGGAAAUGUACGUUGCUGCUCAAUAAUGUGUUUGCAGUGACAGCUGCGUUGUUGAUGUCCCUCUCCUUGUUGGCAGGGUCAUUUGAAAUGCUCAUACUGGGCCGCAUUAUAAUGGGUGUUGAUGCAGGCAUUUCUUUGAGUGCCCUUCCGAUGUAUUUGAGUGAAAUAUCUCCUAAGGAAAUACGUGGUUCAUUGGGUCAGGUCACAGCGAUUUUCAUCUGUAUUGGUGUUUUCACUGGUCAGGUUUUGGGGCUGCCAGAAAUAUUUGGGCAGGAAUCUCGGUGGCCUUACUUAUUUGGAGCCAUCAUUGUUCCUUCAUUGAUACAAGUCAUGAUUUUGCCUUUUCUUCCUGAAAGUCCUCGUUACCUCCUACUUGAAAAACAUAACACGAGCAAGGCAGAAAAAG
This is a messenger RNA of Balearica regulorum gibbericeps (East African grey crowned-crane), 565 nucleotides long. NCBI's taxonomy places the organism in Eukaryota, Metazoa, Chordata, Aves, Gruiformes, Gruidae. The record is from RefSeq and is a predicted model, not a curated record.